Molecule: messenger RNA, 4053 nt
Organism: Amborella trichopoda
Lineage: Eukaryota; Viridiplantae; Streptophyta; Magnoliopsida; Amborellales; Amborellaceae
Gene: SIZ1
Product: DNA-binding protein with MIZ/SP-RING zinc finger, PHD-finger and SAP domain-containing protein
Biological process (GO): protein sumoylation
Cellular component (GO): chromatin
Molecular function (GO): zinc ion binding; SUMO ligase activity
Source: RefSeq, a predicted model, not a curated record
AGUUUCCCAGUUUGUGCGGGCCUCACUUUCUCUCUCAUUCUUUUUUCUCUUUCUAGGUAAGUGGCUGGAUCGAUUAGUUUUACAAUUUGGCUUCGUCCAUUGUGAUGCGGUGCGAGGGCCAACGCUGAGGACGAGCCAUUAGCUGCUGCUUCUGCUAAACCCAACUCUUUCUCUCUCUGGUGCGCGCUAUCCCCGUCUCUCUCUUGAUCUGGUCCUCAUGGAUCGCACCAUCUUCAAUUUCCAGGGUUUCAAUAAAUGGGAUUGUUCUUGUUCUUCGUUUCAUUUCCGUUCUAUCCGUGAUGCUGCUUUAUAUUUUCUUUCCUUCUGGUGAUUUUGUUUGUAGAGGCCCCUGUUUUCCGCUUUUGAAGUCGUGUUCACUGUUGUCUCUAAUUUGAUUUCCCCUUCUGUCGAAUUAGAUUGAUUGGUUUCUCGGGGCUGGGGCGUUCACCUAGGGAAAUUAUUUCUCCUUUGUGAUUGGGGCUUGUAUAAUACCUCUUCUCUUCCUUUCCUUGCUAUCCCAAGUAUGGAUUAUGCUCCUGCAAUUCGUUGAGGAAUUCGACAGUAGGGGUUGUGCAUCUUCUGCGUGAAGAACAAUGGACUUGCUUUCUCGCUCCAAGUGGGUGGGCCCAAAAGGACAUGGUUGGAAGCAGUGAGAAACGAUAUGGCGACUUAUAGCCUCAUCAAGGGUAUGGCCCAUGUAGCUGACCCCAAAUAGUUGGGAAAAGGCUGUGAUGCUGCUGCUGCUGUUGGAUAUUGGACUAUUUUUCCUAUUUAUGGAUAAACUGUCUUAUUUCCGUAUAAAAGAGCUCAAAGAUGUUCUCACUCAGCUGGGCCUUGCAAAGCAAGGCAAGAAACAGGAGCUUGUUGAUAGAAUUUUGGGAAUGCUAUCUGAUGAGCAAGGUUCUAGGUCUCAAGGUUGGGGCAAAAAACCCUCUAUUGGGAAGGAAGCAAUUGCCAAAAUAAUUGAUGACACUUACAGGAAAAUGCAAGGCCAUGGUGCAGUUGAUCUUGCAUCAAAGGGUCAAAACGGCACUAGUUUGCAUGUUGUGAAGCCUAAAGAAGAAGAAGAUGAUGGUACACCGUUAAAUAUGAAUAUUAGGUGCCCAUGUGGAAGCUCGUUGGUAACUGAUUCGAUGAUCAAGGAGUGUAAAAGGAAACAGCCUGGACUGCCCAGCUUUGCAAAGUGCCAGGAUUCUAAGUGCCACAUUUGGCAACAUUUGGGUUGCGUCAUUAUUCCUGAAAAACCUGAGGAGGGUAUGCAACCAGAAGUGCCAGCUCAGUUUUAUUGUGAAUUAUGUCGAAUCAACCGAGCAGAUCCUUUCUGGGUGACGAUGGGACAUCCUUUAUACCCGGUGAGGCUAAUAAUUGCAAAUCCUUCGACUGACGGGACAAGUCCGGUACAGAGUUUGGAGAAAACUUUUACACUGACUAGAACAGAUAGAGAGCUACUGCAGAAACCAGGUUGUGAUCUUCAGGUAUGGAGCAUUCUUCUUAAUGAUAAGGUACCAUUUAGGAUGCAGUGGCCCCAGUAUACUGAUCUACAGAUUAAUGGUGUUCCUGUACGAACAACAAACAGACCAGGUGGGCAAUUAUUGGGAAUAAAUGGUCGUGACGAUGGUCCAGCAAUUACGUCAUGCAGCAAGGAGGGGACAAAUCGGGUUACUCUUUCGGCUUGUGAUGCACGCCCAUUCUGUUUAGGGGUCAGAAUUGUAAGACGGAGAACUGUAAACCAGGUUCUCAACUUGGUGCCAAAGGAAUCCGAUGGUGAGCGAUUUGAGGAUGCUCUUGCUCGUGUUUGUCGUUGCAUUGGGGGUGGGACUGCCACUGAAAAUGCUGAUCAGAGUGACAGCGAUUUGGAAGUUGUAGCGGAGUCUGUCACCGUUAAUCUUCGGUGUCCUAUGAGUGGAUCUAGGAUGAAGGUUGCUGGCAGGUUCAAGCCUUGUGUGCACAUGGCCUGUUUCGAUCUGGAUACCUUUGUGGAGCUCAAUCAACGUUCUAGGAAGUGGCAAUGUCCUAUUUGUCUUAAGAACUAUUCUUUGGAAAACGUUAUCAUUGAUCCAUAUUUCAACCGUAUCACGACUAUGAUGAGGGACUGUGGAGAGGAUGUAACUGAGAUUGAAGUAAAGCCUGAUGGUUCUUGGCGUGCAAAGAAUGAAGGUGAACUGAAGAGUUUGGGGCAAUGGCACUUCCCAUAUGGUUCUCCCUAUGCAGCUGCGAAUGGAGACACAAGACACCACCAAGAACCACUGAAAUCGGUUAAGCAGGAGGUUGAUUCUGAAACCCGUACAGGCUUAAAACUGAAACUGGGGAAGAGGAAUCGCGAUGGACACUGGGAAUUGAGAAGACCCGAUGAAUUGCCCCCACUAUCUUCUUCAAAUAAUGUGCAUGAGAAACCUGAAUCACGAUUGCAGAAAGUGAUCCCUAUCCCUAUGACUAGCAGUGCCACAGGCAGCAACAGAGAUGGCGAAGAUCCAAGCGUCAACCAAGAUGGUGGAGGAAAUUUUGAUUUCUCUAUGAACAAUGGAAUUGAUAUUGACCCCAUUUCUCCCAACUUUGACCCCACAUCAUGUGGAGGUGGCGUUACUAGCAAAGUUGUAUCGUCCAUGCCGGUGACAGGAGGGGAUAUCAUAGUUCUUAGUGAUUCUGAUGAUGAUGACCUCAGACCAUCAUCAGGUGUGCCCUUAAUGUUCCCUGAAACAGCUUAUGGUUCAGGUGCAGCUGAUGCCAGUGCCAUCCCCUUUACCAUUCCACCUCCUGGUGGGCUAGGUGAAACAUCAUUUCCUGAUGAUCGAGCACUUGGUCUCUUUAAUAACAGCAACAAUGAUGAUUUCGGGAUGCCCAACCUAUGGACAAAUCCAAUGCCUCCCUGCCCUCCUGCUUCGUCGAAUUUCCGUUUGUUUGGUAGCGAACCAGAUGUCUCUGUGGAUCCAUUGCUGGUGGAUGUCCAUCAAACUUCAGUUGUUGCCCUGAACAUGCCUAUGAAUGGGUAUAAUACCUUAGGUUCGGACCCUCAAGGGGUGGCCAAUGAUCCCUCAAGCACCAUGAUGAACAACUGUUUGGACGAUAACCCCUUGGCAUUUGGUGCUGAUGAUCCAUCAUUGCAGCUUUUCCUUCCUUCUCAACCUGCGGGUGCUGUGUCUGAUAGUCCGUCCAACUACAGGGACCGAGGGGAUAUGUCAAAUGGUGUGCACACAGAGGACUGGAUAUCUCUUAGCCUUGGUGGAAGUGGCAGUCAUAUGAAGCCUGGGCCCACAACUUCUAGGCACUCUAAACACCAGUUUGCACCUGAAGAGGGUGGAAUGGAGACACUGGCAAAUACUGCUUCCUUGCUUCUGAGAAUGAGUGAUGAAAGAGUUGAGAACCCAACGCCCGAUCAGCCAGGGUCUGAAAGCCCUUUCUCGUUCCAUCGGCCAUCACGGUCCUCUCGUAGUCGGCAAUGUCUCUCAAUUGAUACUGAUUCUGAAUAGUGAAUCUGACAGUAAUUUAACUCUUUGAGUUUUUCAAGCUUUGUGGAGGCCAGCCCACCCUUCCCUACUCUUAAAAUGAUUCAGUUGCGGCCUUUGCAUAUGGAAGGGUGGUGUUCUGCAUCAAUUCUGUCAAUUAUUUUGCGAUGAAGAUAUUUUCAAGGAUAGAGAGUUCUCAGAUCAACGUGGUGUACACAGCCCAUGAGAGGAGUGAAAAAUGUCCGGUUAUGUGGUGCACUGUACAGUAAUCCACGGGAAGUGGAGAUGUAUAUGAUAGAGUGAGAAGUUGAGCUAAUGCAAGUGAAGUAGUAGCAUUGUGGCCCUUGUAAUAUAUUUCUUUUUUUCUCUUGUUCUUUUAUUUUUGGUUGUAGUAGUGUGUAUUUAAAUGGAGUAAAGAGCAAAUCUCGCCAUCAAUGGGAGAUGAUCGGGUGGCCUCUGUUGUUAAAUGCAGUGUCAAAUAUUUGGGCUUGCAUUUUUUGGGAUCAGUAUGCAAAUUAUCCCAACAGCUUGCCCCUCAAAUCCCCCAUUUAAUCCAAACUUACCUUUGCAAACAUCAUUUAAAAACAUAAGAAGUCACUUUCGGGAAGAA